Molecule: messenger RNA, 774 nt
Organism: Ipomoea nil (Japanese morning glory)
Lineage: Eukaryota; Viridiplantae; Streptophyta; Magnoliopsida; Solanales; Convolvulaceae
Product: pathogenesis-related protein PRB1-3-like
Exons: 4
Coding region: 1-774 (257 amino acids)
Source: RefSeq, a predicted model, not a curated record
AUGGAAGAGCAAUAUCAUAGUAUUUGUGAGACCGUCCAGAAAAUGGAAGCAUCAUUUGCGCACUUUAGUGCACAUCUUAGUAUGCAGAUGUGCCUUCAACAGCAGGUACACUUAAAUGCAUCUGCAUCUGUAGAACCACAAGUUCUCUUGGAGUUCAAGGAAUAUGCUACUGAAGUAGACGUUGAUUUUGUCAGGAGGGCUGUUCGUGCUAUUGGACGAUGUGCCAUCAAGUUAGAGAAGGCUGCCGAGCGUUCAAAUCACAAUAAAAAGGAAAUGGAGUUUUCUUUUCUGCAGCUCACCAUCUCCAUAAUUGCCUUAGCUGCCAUUGCCCAAACAUCUUUCGUACAAUCCGCCUGUGACUCUGAUUGCGUUAAAGGGUUUGUUGCUGCACAUAACGCGGCCCGACAAACUGUUGGAUCUCCACCUGUUAACUGGAAUUCCACCUUAGCAGACAUCGCCGAAUCCUAUGCCGCCAAGAGGUCUGCUGACUGUGUGCCGCAGAACUCUAACGGGCUGUAUGGGGAAAACAUUGCGGUGGCCUCUGCCGAAUUGUCUCCGGCGGAUUCCAUGAAGUUGUGGAUGGGUGAGAAGAAGGACUAUGACCACGCAUCGAAUUCUUGCACCAGCGGCAACAAUUGCCGCUCUUAUACGCAGGUGGUUUGGGGCGGCAGCACGAGUAUUGGCUGUGCUAGGGUUACGUGCAAAACUGAUUGGAUGUUUGUCAUCUGCUACUAUAACCCUCCGGGCAACUAUAUGGGCGAAAAACCAUAUUAA